Messenger RNA from Lacerta agilis (Sand lizard), 846 nucleotides. RefSeq lists its product as uncharacterized. The coding region runs from base 130 to 846 and encodes 238 amino acids. The record is from RefSeq and is a predicted model, not a curated record. The transcript is spliced from 10 exons. NCBI's taxonomy places the organism in Eukaryota, Metazoa, Chordata, Lepidosauria, Squamata, Lacertidae.
CUGGUCUGCUGUGAGGUGUGGAUCAUUGCCUUGAGCUUUAUCCACCCGCAAAGCCUACUGUCUUGGGAUUGCAGAGGUCACUCCUUUAAGGUCACCCCUUUAAGGAUCUCUUCUAAAAUUGCAGAAAUUAUGGAAGAGGCAAUUGAAACAACUCUCCAGGAUCUGGCCAGGGAUUAUUUUUUCCUCUUUUGUGUGCACUUCACAUGUGAUCGAACCUAUAAUGUGAGUCAUGAAGCAGUGGUGUAUCAGAAAGAACAUGUGACCAAGGUCAUAAUGGACAUCGUGGAUAGAUGGUACAUGUUUCCAGUCCCCUUCAAAGUAUUGAAAAGGGGAAUGAAUGACAUCAUCUGCCUCACCUUCAUGAGACCAUCAUAUGAGGCUAAUAAGAAAAGGGCCAUCAUCUGUGGGAUGCUUUAUCCAAUUGCUCACAUUCCUGGACUGACCAAUGCUGACAGGGAGGCCCUCAAGCAGCUGUUUCAUGCAAUUGUGAGGCGCCUGCUGACUGAGGACCCAACCGUUCCAUGCCUUAGAAUCCUCUUGGAAACGCUGACCGUUUAUUUCAAUGCAGACGAUGUGCAGGAAAGAGCAUUGGCUACCAGCAGCAUCCAUAUUUUGCUGGCAAAUGCAUUAAAAUAUAACAACCUGAGUAUUUGCCCACUGGCAGAGGAACAGGAGUGUGAGGGGAGCGUACCACCCCCGGCAGCGCGAUCCCAGUGGGGUGCCAUCGUGGCUGCAUCCCUGCCCACGCUGCGCACCAUGCCUCCACAGGUGGCACGCCACGCCCCCAGGACGCACACCUCGCCCCGACCCCGCCUGCUCUCCACUCCCCGUACGUUCAACCAGUAA